Brienomyrus brachyistius is the source of this 7492-nucleotide messenger RNA. RefSeq lists its product as uncharacterized. Gene Ontology annotation, molecular function: CD4 receptor binding; cytokine activity. Gene Ontology annotation, biological process: leukocyte chemotaxis; induction of positive chemotaxis. The transcript has 7 exons. Bases 2756 to 6496 code for a protein of 1246 amino acids. Lineage: Eukaryota; Metazoa; Chordata; Actinopteri; Osteoglossiformes; Mormyridae. The record is from RefSeq and is a predicted model, not a curated record.
GUUUACCAUGGUGUUACAUCGUUUUAACAUUUUAGGGACAUGGAUAAGCUUCCAGUGGGUUUUAUGUUAAUGGGCCUAACAAUCUUGUACAUUCUCGGAUUUCGAUUUUAGCUCGUACAGUAUUUUGGAAAGCUUCCUGUUGGUUCGUUUUACACAAAGAAGUAUUAAACUUAAGGGGGCAUUAGUGUGAAUUUUGCUAUAGUUUAGCAUGCCUCAUUCUUGUAUAUAUAAUUCAAUAUAUGCUGACUUUCAGUCACACAGUGUGUCUGGUUAGACUGCAACUUCAUAAUUUUUUUUCCUUUUGUGAAGUGAACUUUGAAUUAAUCUCUGCCGUUUUUAGUAUAAUGAUAGAUGGCAGCCCUUCUGAGGGAACAGCCCAUUGCCGUCUAACUUUGUUUUCUCUGUGGGGGAAUGCGCACAUUUCUCUAACACGGCGCCAAAUUAAAGUGCGAGACGCGUGUCGACAAUGAAAAUUCAUUGCGAGUGUCGCUGGGUGUUCCUCUGUCCAGCACCUGCCUCUGGCUUCCCCCUCCUUUCUCACUGGCUUCAGACCAUCGUGGGGCCGGCCCCAUGUGGGCGGCCAGUGCGCAGCCUGCCACGGCUCUCGCGUGUCAUCAUAAAUACUUCUGUGCGUAGGAAAUAGCACGUUACCCACCGCGAGGCCGAGGCACAAAGGCGCUUGUGUCAGGAAUGCCGUCCCAUGAGAAUAAGGAGAGGGCGGGAGACAAUGAGAGAGAGGGGAAGAGGAAAAACCAGCUGCGCGGGUUUGCGUUCCUCUGAAGAUGCAUCAUGCAGCACUGACAAAAGGUCUCCGAGAAACAAUUCUGAAAGCAGUCUCCAAAAAAAAUAUAUCAUUAAUAAUGAAGUAAGGGGGAAGGAUGGAGUACAAACUACCGUGGCUUUCUGUUUGGCUUUGAGAAACUUGUCUACUGGCUGCUGUGGGAUGGAAUCUAUUGUCUUUUGAAGAGCAGCGCUACAGGUGUUUCUGUAAGAUGACACUUUCCUGCACAUGGAUCAUAGAAAGACUAGCCAGCUUUCUACCCUUUCGAAGUAAGCUUUUCAUGGUUAUUACGUUUUAUACUUAAAAAUGACAUCUAAGCUUGUUGAUAAGGUCUGUUUUUCAAGUUAAUUGUGCUCCUCUGAUGUUUCGGUCAUGUGAUCUCAGUAUUUGUUUUGACCCCCCUGUCGUGGUGAUCUCUUCAUGGUGUGCUUUAUGCAUUAAAUGUACACAUAUGCCUGGUGCAGGGCAAUCGCAAAUCACCCGUUACUGACGAUAACCAAAAAGCCGUGUAAUAGAUUAAAAAAAAAAAAGACAAAAAAGAUGUGAUCAGACAUUGAAAUGCUUUUAUCUUUUUUUUUUUGUUGCUAUAAAUGUAUCAUUUGGAUCAAAAUGUAUGCUGUCACAGGCCCAAUAUUUAUGGUCUGUGGAAAUUGAAUGAAAUGCUUGUUAAAUAGCAUUAAUGGUGCAUUUGUUUUGCUGCGGAGAGAACAGUGCACGUUUGACUCGCUGCAGUCGUGUGUGGCGUGGCACGGGACUUCGGUUUCAGCACAACUGCGGCGCCUUUUCUGGAUUGCCGUCCUUCCAGUUAACCGCAUACCGCGAUGCACAUGAAGCACCAGGUCGCCAUGUUUAUUAUUAUUAUUAUGGUCUUGUGUGAUUCAGUGUCAUGUCUCUCAUUUUUGGUCUGUAUUUUUUAACAUUGUGUGUUUUUUUGCAUGCAUGGAUACAUACAGUAUGUAUUCCACAUUUAUAUGUACAUCUCAAUGAACUGCUUUUCAGGUGGGAUCUUUUAUUUUCAUGUGAAUAUACUACAUAUUAUGUGGAGGGAAAAAAAAGGGAUGGACAAACAAGCCCUGUACUUAUGUUCCCAGAUUCUAGAAAGAUCGUGGAGAUUUGUAAUGGAAUAUUCUCUUCAGCCCUAAAAUUUCUCUUCCCCCACCCUUCACGCUUCCUCCUGCACACACACUCUUCCCAAUCUUCCUCCCUCUCAUUUAGAUCACUUGGACUAAGUGGCUUUUUUCCUAUAAAAGUUUUGGCUGCAGUACUGCAUACUAACUAGGUUUAGCAAUUUCUAACAGGGUCACUUGAAUGUCCUGGCCAUACUUGCUACAGCAUUCCUGUGUCAAGGAGAAGCUCUAAAGAAGAGAACUGUUUUACAGGGUACAGUACAACCGGCGAGCUCAUGACUAAAAUGGAAACGUAACCCGAAAGAGGACCCAGGAAAUGCAACGACGACAGCUGGCACCCAGAGGAACCACGGCCGCGGCAAUGCAGCAUCUGCGAGGUUAGCGGAGCGCAGUGGCGACCGCCCACCCGAAAACGAAAGGAGGAAAAAGUUGAGCUGUGUUGAGAAAAGCAACUUCCUCAAAAAAUAAAAUAAAUGUAAAGACUUCCCUGUGAGGGUUAGGGUUACCUAACACAAGUAGAUGCGUUUUUCACUGGGCUGCGACAGAUCCCACCAAGAAGAAGGAAAACAUGCGUCUUGUUUCCAUGGACUUCUCUCCAGAGGGUGCUGAUCUCGACAGCUGUAGUUCUGACAGCCAGCUGUCUGGACACGAUGUGAGGGGAUGAAUGGGGAGCGGCCGUCCUCACACAUGGAAUAAAGCAAGCCUGGUUAUGAUCGCACAAAUGUGAAUAAAGGGCACAGCUUUUGUGUGGAAAAAGACAGUGAAUUACAGUGCUGCUCUUGUUCUCCCAUCAAACUUGGUUGUCAUUCUGAACUCAUCCCCAGUCAACGCAAGAUUUUAAAAAAGAAUGGAACUAUCUGAAGAUCCAUUGCCUAAAUGCAGCGCACUUCCCGGUGCUUUGUCUAAGCCAGGUUCAGCAGACAUUAAAGCUGAAUGCAAAGCCCCGGGCUUGGAAUCCACCACAAACACUCUACCUCCAGCAGUGCCACAAGGUCACAACCGUCGUUUCAUAAUCCGCUCCGCCACUGAGCUCGCUCCAUCCAAAGAAAAAAAUAGGCCUCAGAGGGACCUUGGUAGACUUCGGAGUGUCUAUGAGGGGAACGUCAACAACUUACUGCCUGAAGAAAGCGGGAGCAAGCAGACAGACAGACAACCAGGAAAUGACAUCCGCCGGCUUUCAACAACCAUCACCGGGGAUGAUACAGAAGACCAGACCAGAACUUCAUCUGAUCUGGAGUCUAAUCAGCUCAAGGCCCAGAACUGGGAGAAAUAUACAAAAGACCUGAAAGACAAAGUAAGACUGAAUACGCAAGGGAGUCAAGAGGUAGGAAAACCUGAAAGAUGUUAUGGUGAAGAUUAUAUGAAACCAGGCAUGUUGAGAGGGAGGGCGGAGCCAAGUAGGAGCAGGAGCGUGGACCUGGGUGGGGAGUCAAGUAAUAAUGAAGGGAAAGCUGGGGAGCAAACCUUCUGGAAAAACAACAACAUGCGGAGGGCAGAGAGUUUAGACAGGGAAAGACCAUCCAACACAAAGGAUCUUGGUGUGCUACCCAGGACUGAUUCGUACCAGUCAGUCGUAAAAACAGAGGGAAAAAAGCCCUUGGGAGGCUCACCAGUAACAGGCAGUACUCAUGGACUUCUGUAUUCAAAAAUGGGUAACGACUGUCAGUCACUGCCAUCUCGGAGAAAACUGAAUCGGAGUGAUUCUGGGGAGGGAAGAAAUUUGGGGGAUCCUAGUCAGGAUGGUCCUUACCUGAGCAAGCUACAGUUCAAUCCUGUCUCUGGACCUGUUGACUCUGAAACUAACAGCAGGAAAGUAGAAGAGGUAUCUGCAAACCAGUCUAUUCGUAAUCGGAUUGAGAAAUUGUUUGGGUCAAGUAGCAUGGGUAUGGCUACAAAAUACCACCAGGAACCUUUGGGGGAUUACACGCAGCAUACUAAGCAGGGCCUUGAAGACCACAAUAAUCUUAGGCCUUCUUUGUCUAAUACCCAUUGGAAAGGUAUUCCAUACAAAGGCCCCAAGGGUGGCACAUUCCCCAGGAUUCAUUCUGUAGAGGAGCAACUUGCAAGUGGUCAUGGAAACUUGUGCACUGACAAAAAAAGUGUGUGCAAUUUGAAUCAAGAGAUGCCUUCAGUAUGCUCUGCUGCAGGUGACCAAAUGUCAUUAACAGAAAUCACAGGUAGUGACUGCAAACACCAAUCUAGUUCAUUUGACCGACCUCAGAAGAAUCCUUCUGAUCUAAUUCAACCCAGAUUAUUUAGGCCUCACCCUGGAAAUAUGUUACUGUCUGGAAAGAAUCCUCCACUGCAGAGACAAACCAGGCUUGUAACGGACAAGGGGGAAAGAUGGAGAGAGUUUGAAAUGGAGAAGGAUAGGAUGCAGGAAGAGCAUGAAAUAGGUAGAUCAAACAAGAAGAAAGAGGUUGAUGUGAUGCGAGACCAAGUACAUAAUGCUGACCAACAAAAAGUGGCAGAGGGAAAUUCAGCAGGUAAACUGGUAAAGGAAAGUGGGGAAGACAACAACACGCAAUCAAAAUCACCGAGAGUCGGGUCCGUUGUCCAGAGAAGUCCUACAGUGAAAACCUGCACAACAACGGACUGGCCUCUGCAGCCAUCACAACAGUCAGCAUCACAAGAGGCAGUCUCAGCUCCAAGAAGAUUGACUAAAGAAGCAAAGAAAGACACUCUUGAUAAUCCAUGUGGCAAAAUAAAGGAUCAGAAGGUUAAACCAGAUCCUGUAAAAUUUAGGGUCGACUUUCCAGAUAGUGUACGCAAUAAAAUCCGCAGGUUUGAAACUCUUGCCCAAAACAGCCAGCCAUCCCCACUGCCCUUAUCACGGUCUGAGAGAGCCUUCUCUGUACAGGACCCGCCCAGAGAAUUAUGGGGAGGAUGGGCAAAGAAGGGUGUACCAAACAAAGUUUUGGCUGGGAAGGGAGAUUGUGGGCUUCAAGUUUUCAAUGACAACCUUUGGUCUAAGGGAGAAGGGAAAAGUAAUAUAGAGGUAGAUGGUAGGCCAAGUGGCUAUGUAAUAAGAUCUAUUUCAAUAGAUGAGGCGGGGCACAGGAGAUGUGACAGGAGAAUGGUUUGCAGAAAUAAAUGUGAUGGCUCUAAGGCUGGAGCUGGAUUACACGGGGCUUCAGUUGAGCCACAUUCCUCAAAGGUUAGUCACACAGACACCAAAGGGGAAGUAAAAUCACAAGAAGAAAUCUCUCAACACCUCAAUGCAAAACAACUUAAUGCUCUUCAGAAAACUGACGGGAACAACAAAAACGAUAUUAGUGGUCAGAAUGUUUACGAUUCAAUGAAUGCAUCAAGUGUAGAAUGCAAGGCACCCAAUUUCCCAAAGAGGUCGCCUCUUAUUCAUGUCAGCAAUAUAACUUCCAGCUGCCCAAAUCAGGUUUGUAUUUCAAAGAUGGAAUCCCCAGCUUCAGUGAAUAUCCUUAAAAACAUCAGAAGCACGCCUUCACCUUCUCCACCCAACCUACCUACAAGUGUCCCUACUCCACCUGCCUCAAAGCCUCAGUCAUCCAAUAUCAUCUCCUCCAAUGACUUCCUACUUCACACCGGGAAGACCCCCCUGGAAAAAGACAGUGCAUGUUCUAGUGUCCACCAGGCCAGGUGGAGUUCAGACGAAGAAGAGUCUGACAAAGAUGACGACAGCGGCACAGAGAAAGAAGAGAACUCCGUUUAUGAUUCGGACUCUGCGGAAUCGUCAGUGACCAUCACUAGCAAUAUGAGCCAGACUGAUCACAGGAGCUUUUCAAUCACUCUAGCUGAUCUGUGUCAUGUUGGGGGCGUGGACUAUGUAUACCAUGAUGAUGGCAGCCUGGAACCAGACUCCUUGGACUACACGUCACAUCGGACAGCUUCUCUAAGUUCAGAUGCUUCUGCCCUCUCGUGUGUGUCAAUACUUAGUGCUGAUGAGCUGGAUCGCCUGCUCAGUGAUGUCAGGAGCCUGGGCGAUGAAACGUUGCAGAACUAUGAAGAUGUGCAGGUUGUCGUUCUGCACAAAGAGGUGGGGUCUGGGCUGGGCUUCACAUUAGCUGGUGGUGUUGAUCAAAACAAGCCCAUUACGGUCCACAAGGUGUUCUCUGGCAGUGCUGCAUCCCAGGAGGGUUCAGUUUGCGAGGGUGACCGGGUCUUGUCAAUCAACGGCACUAAACUGCAGAACUCCACCCACUGGGAGGCACUGCGCACCCUCAGGAGGGCUCGGUCGAGAGGCAUGGCAGUUGUGGUGCUUCAGAAAGACAGCUUCACAAAGCCACAAAAGGCCCAGAACAAUCUGAGUCAACGGCAGCUAGACCCGGUCACCGUGAAUACAGGAGGCAGGACACUGACAGUGGUGUUGAAUAAAAGCAGCACAGACCUAGGCUUCAGUCUAGAGGGGGGACUGGGCUCCAGCCAGGGCGACGGGCCAAUUGUCAUCAAGAAGGUCUUCCAGGGUGGCCCAGUGAAUGAGGUGCUGCCAGGGGAUGAGCUGUUGGAAAUCAAUGGCCACAGCCUGCUGGGUUUACAUAGACUGGAGGCCUGGAACUUGAUUAAGAAGCUGUCCCCUGGUCCCGUGGAAGUGUUGCUGAAUCGUCCUCUUUAAUAUAUGCCCAAUGACAUUGGGACAGCACAGCAACUGGUAUGGAUUUCCCAACCCAAGCUCUAGAGUUGUCAGAAAGAGAUAAAACGUCUUUGUGUGUCAGGCAGAAACAAGAACCUGGAAGAGAAUGAAGACAGAAGCAUCAUGCAGAACGACGAGCAGUAGUGGCUUAAUGGUUAGGGAAGUGCACUUGUAAUCAAAAGAUUGCAGGUUUGAAUUCCCGCCCAGCGAAGCACCACUGAGGUACCCUGAGCAAGGUACCGCCCCCCCAAGCACUGCUCUCUGGGCGCUGAAUUAGCUGCCCCCAGCUAUGUCACAUAUGGGUUAAAUGCAGAGGACGCAUUUUGUUGUUGUGUGCUGUGGUGUGUCAACAAUGACAAUUAUUCAUUAAUUCUAAAACAUUCAAGCACUUAUACGAUAAGUUCAAAAAAAGUGUGUGGUCUUGAUAUAUAACAAUAUAUCUUAACUGUAAGAAAAGUAUGCAGAUUAUGGGAUUUGCUUUUUGACCUUAAAAAAUUAACUGCAUAUAUGCUGCAUAUCUAUAAAACUGCAUUUCAAAAACUCCUUUUUAUAACAUCUGUAAAUUACCUUAUUCCAUAAAGGGUUGCAAAUAUUGUUUGUAAAUAAAUGACACCUGAUGUUAACUGUAUUUAAAGUCUGUAAAGAUGUAUUGUUAUUGUUGCACAGAAGCUGCACUGCAGUACUGAAGCUCUAAUUGCAAUCUUUCCUUGACAAAUUGACUCAAACCUGUAGUAUAUAAACUUUACAUAACUUAAGUCUUUGCUAUGUGGUAUAGUCAGCCUUUUAUUUCAGUUGAAUUGUCUAGCCAAGAAAUAUGUACAUAGUUAUGUAAUAUAUUAUGCAUCAUGUUCCCUUUUAUUUGGCAGUGUGGCAUUCUGCGACUUCAGAACUACAAUACCCAUAAUGCAGUGCUUUCCUUUUACCGGUAAAUACAAAGUUUAAUAUAAACGCUAUUUUAAUAAAAGCCAAUUACUUAUA